Messenger RNA from Rotaria socialis, 1758 nucleotides. The record is from the annotation of a GenBank genome assembly. Lineage: Eukaryota; Metazoa; Rotifera; Eurotatoria; Philodinida; Philodinidae.
AUGGAACAACGACUAGUGACCAUAGUAAACAAAAAUAUACCUGACAAUUUGUCAUUUGUUUUCCUUGAUGACUCAGUUACAGAAUAUGUCCAUUUUAAAGAUCGAUUUUGGGAACAAAAUAGUUGCACUGCUAACUUAUGGUCGAGAUGUAACAACGUUGAAGAAUUUAAAAUCUUUUUCUCACGUAUCGUUUUGCCAAGCAAGAUUGUUCUUAUUACGACAGGUAGCCGUUGUAGUGAUGCUAUUAAAGACAUUAGUCAUCUAGAUGAACUUCAUUCGGUGUACAUUUAUUGUCGAUCAAUACCAAAAUAUGAACCAUUAAAGAAGCAAUAUUCAAAAAUCAGCGGUGUGUUCGAUAUUCCAGCUACUUUAUUGAUGCACUUACGGAACUCUCUAGAAGAAGAAACGAUUCAUGUAUCAGAUGGAUUGAGACGAAAUCCGCCUCAACUGACUGUGGCGGAACGAGCUAAAGAAGCGGCUACUCCACCGAAACACAACCGAAAUGCAGAGGAACCCGAUGUCGAAUAUUUCGCUCAGCCCGGGAUUCACUGGUGUCCAUGGAAUUCAAAUAGUUGCUCGACGAAUCUUCUUGUUCAAGGCCAGGGAUCAGUGAUUGUCAUGCAAUUCGAGGCGAUGCCUUUUGAGCUUCGCCUUUCAAAUAGAUCAGAUCCGAAUGAUACAGAAGCUUUCUCAAUCAUCCUCAUAGUCGAUCCCACAGAAGCACGAUUAGGUACUAAUAAUCGAACAUACGAUUCAAGUACUGUACCACAUCAUGUACUUCAACCAAAUAAUGGUCAAUGGCGUCAAUAUUGGAUAAGCUAUUCCAAGCAAACACACACUGUUCAAUAUGGCAUCGGUGAAAUGCGAUCCUUAUUUACAAUUUUUCGAAUAAUACUUGAUGAAAUAGAUCAUCAAAGCAUGAAAGACGUUUGUUAUCUUCAUAUUAAAUUGAAUGGCACCGAUCAAAUGCUGAUAGAUCAUGCUGCUUCCCGUGAAAAUUUUCGAUUUUUUGUGGGCGCAGAAGUUGUUUGUGAUCCGGCAUUAGUUAUUGUACCCGAGAAUAUACUGACUCUUAUAGAUCGUAUUUCACACCGAGCCAUUGAACCAUCAUGUUUAGAAGGGCCUUGUCGAAAAUUAUACAGAAGUAUUUUGAAUUUCGAAUUGAAUGAAUCUGAUUUUCCCGAUUUUUCACGAGCGAUCGACCGUAGUGUUCGAUCUCCCGACGGUUGGUGCCAUAAAAAAUUAAUCGAGAAAGCAAAUCGAUUUGGCCGACCCAACUUUCAUGCAACUUAUCUACGUAUUACCAUCGGUCACCGUAAUGGCAGUGCACCAGGUCAUGCUUUUGUCGUUGAAGCCUGGCCACCUGGUCACUACAGUCCUGUUCAUAGUCAUAGUAACGCAUAUGGAAUCAUCAAAGUACUUAGUGGUCGAAUACUUGUCAAAAUCUAUCCGGAAUUAGCAUUAAAUGUUCGACAGCAUUCACCAAUUGAGACGAUUUUGGAACAAGGUCAAAUAACAUGGAUGCUACCAAAACUUAAUCAGAUUCAUCAGGUACGAAAUCCAGACAUCUAUGGAAAUACCAGCGUUACGAUUCAAUGUUACCAAUAUGGCGAAGAAGACCAAGAACAUUACGAAUACUUUGACUAUUUAAACAACGAUGGACAGGCGAUUGAUCAUUUUGAUCCAACUUCAGACAUUGACUUUUUCGAAUUCAAGCGCCUGAUGCAAAAUGAAUGGAAUAUAACAGUAAAGAAUUGA